AUGACGGCUGCUAUCAAGAAGAUCACGCCGGGUAGCGGUGUGUACAACAACGAAGCGAACCCAUUUACGACCAACUGGCGUCAGAUAUGGUGGGGAGAUAAUUAUAGCAGGUUGCUGAGCAUCAAGAGGAAAUAUGACCCAAGAGGAUUGUUGACUUGCUGGAAAUGUGUUGGAUGGGAGGAAUCACAGGCUGCUAGUUCCUCCUUCUGUGUAUUAGUUUGA
Molecule: messenger RNA, 222 nt
Organism: Penicillium samsonianum
Lineage: Eukaryota; Fungi; Ascomycota; Eurotiomycetes; Eurotiales; Aspergillaceae
Exons: 1
Coding region: 1-222 (73 amino acids)
Molecular function (GO): flavin adenine dinucleotide binding; oxidoreductase activity
Source: RefSeq, a predicted model, not a curated record